AUGGCAAUAUGUGACCCAAGAGAGGAGGAAGCUCAAGUGCUAAGAUCAAUUUUCGAUGAAGAAGAAUUGUCGAUAUCAGACGAUUAUAAUUUGGAAUACAAGGUAGGUGAGGCGGGAACGACUUCUUCAUUCAUUGUACAAGUUUACUGGCCUGAAGGAUAUCCUGACGUUCUACCUUGUAUCUCUAUGGAUUCUUUUUAUAAUCAUCAUAUCCCUUUAAAUGUUAAAGAGAAAAUAACUGAAGAAUUAGUGUCUGUUGCUAAAGACCAACUUGGCUCAGCUCUAACAUUUACUUUAAUUGAGUACCUAAAGGAAAACCAUGAGCGAUUUACUAAAUCUUUUGCAGUUGAUAAAGUAGAUACAUCACAAAACAAUUCGUUCCCGAGUGAAACCCCAUCGGUUUCUCGCAAACAGAAUAAACUACCUCAAUUAUCUAAAAAUCAAAAAAGGAAGCACCUAGAUAGACUAGGACAAAGUGGAGAGUUACCUAGAGGUUGGAACUGGAUUAGUGUUAUAAAACACCUUCAACAAACUGGAUCGGCGUCAUAG
Messenger RNA from Schistosoma curassoni, 549 nucleotides. Lineage: Eukaryota; Metazoa; Platyhelminthes; Trematoda; Strigeidida; Schistosomatidae. The record is from the annotation of a GenBank genome assembly.